Messenger RNA from Puccinia graminis f. sp. tritici CRL 75-36-700-3, 2701 nucleotides. RefSeq lists its product as uncharacterized. The coding region runs from base 238 to 1446 and encodes 402 amino acids. The transcript has 9 exons. Gene Ontology annotation, cellular component: nucleus. Lineage: Eukaryota; Fungi; Basidiomycota; Pucciniomycetes; Pucciniales; Pucciniaceae. The record is from RefSeq and is a predicted model, not a curated record.
CAAUCUCACCCUCCAACCAUCUACCACUGACCUCGUUGACUUCCCAAGAGUACUGAUAACCACACCCACAUCUAUCUCACAGACUCUCUCAAUCGCACUGAAACUGUCUUCUUCGGCUUCCUUCAACUCCCUCACAACCCCCACACAGUCCCAAGAACCAUAGCCUACGAUAACACGUGCUUAACAUUGUUCUCUUUAUUAACAGUUUAGGUCCCACCCAAUCAAACGAACUCGAAGAUGUCGUCCACUCAAAGCUCCUGGCCACCAUCCCUCAAGGAGUUCGUCAAUCAAACGUUUGCUCGUUGUAGCGAUUCAAACCGAGCGGACGUUGAGGCCGAAUUGAAAUCACUCAUCUUUGAAGCUUACAAGAACGGUAAACUGUGGACUAUCAAUUGGGCAGACGUCCAACUACAAACACUCCUGCCGGUAACCAAACGAAAACAAAACCCAUUGCUCUUUAGUGCUGCGUCCCCCGUCAUCGAUGUUGAUGAUGAAGACGAUCGCAGACAGAAAAGGCUGCGCAGGUUUGACAAAAUACCAGCGACCACAUCUUCUGUGCAUGGUCUACACAUCACAAUCUAUGAUGAAGGGGAUGUGUAUGCUAAUGUGUCUGCUGAUUACCAAAAGAAUAUUCCUGAUUGGGAUCAUCACACUAUCGUUGGCUGCUCGCAGAAACUUGAGAAGCCCUACUUGAGACUCACUUCUGAGCCCAACCCGGCUGAUGUCAGGCCGUUGGACGUUUGUAAAAAAACGUUGGAUCACCUCAAAUCCAAGUUGCGCUCAGACUGCAAUUACAACUGGAUUUGUGAUCAAUUCAAAAGCCUUCGACAAGAUUUAACUGUCCAACGAAUUAAGAAUGAUUUCACAGUAUCGGUUUACGAAAUUCAUGCUCGUAUCGCCCUGGAAAAAGGUGAUCUUGGUGAAUUCAAUCAAUGCACCAGUCAACUGCGCCCGUUAUAUAAACUGGGCUUGCAAGGUCAUCGAGAAGAGUUCAUGGCGUAUCAUAUCCUCUAUCUUAUCUACUCACGUAACUAUAGUGAAUUGAAUGAGCUUUUGCCAAGUAUUCCAGAUUCCCUCAAGCAGGCUGCAUGCGUCCAGCAUGCCCUGCAAGUGCGUUUUGCGGUUUCGACUGCCAAUUACCGCAGGUUUUUUAGACUAUUCUGCGAAGCUCCGAUGAUGGCUGGAUACUUAAUGGAUAGGUUCAUUGACCGCGAGCGAAUCAGAGCGUUAGCCAUCAUGGCACGAGGGAUUCGCUCUAUUCCAAUCUCAUAUCUGACCAAACAAUUGGCUUUCGAUUCCGAGGAGGAAUGUUGCGAGUUUUUGAAAACUCAUCAGGCCUAUUAUUUCGAAAAGAAUUCGAGGCUCUGGGAUCCUAAACCAGCCAAAGAUGCUCUACAGCAAGCCGCUCUAAAAACUCGGAAGGUAGACAUCAAAGGACAAAUCUAACCUGUUUUCAUCCUCGGUCGAUUCUCGGCGAUUCCGAAUCUCCCUCACAGGAUCACGUUCCUGAUAGUCGCGCCUUCACCUGACCAAUGAUCUCGUUCUCGCAAGUAUUUUAUCUUAAUCUUACCUAUUGUCGUUUACGUCCCGGUUUCGGUACUUAAAAAGCUACAAUUGGAAGGACCUUUCUCGUUUUCAGCAUCUAAUCUUUAUCUCAUGUGGGCGCUCUAGAGCUCCCUUCUAUUCAACCGUAUUCUAACUCGACCUCAAGAAGCUCGCGAUAUCUCGGUCACUUGUCUCGGCGGUCAACUCGUCCUCCACCUCUCUCGCACGUAACCUCGAUCAGCAGUUGUGUCUUUGAGCCGUUUUCUCCGAAAUGAUUGAGCGGUUCAGGUCAUCCAAAUCCCCUUAGAGGUCAACCAAUUCACUCAACACAAGCGGCUCAUCAACCCCUGAAUCCUUCUUGCCGACCAGUUACCUUGCCCGAAGAAAUCCUCCCUGUACUUACCCACACCAGCGCUUGAUUCCAGAAGUAUUUUGAACAUUUUUUUCCCCUCUUUUCUAUCUUUCACUUGUACGUGUUUUACACCCGUCGUCCUACUGAUCACCUUUUUUCACCCAACCACAUAUAUACACACUUGCCCAAGCGAUCCCCUCUGGUCAAGAUCCACACACUGAUCUCGUCAAGCCCCAUGGACGAAGGCUCGAUGGCCAUCACCUCUCAAGCAAGCGAUCCAUAUGGCCCUUUCUCAUCAUCUCUUGGUAAUAAUCUCACUGAUCGACUUGGUCGGUUUCUGGCACCAAUCAAGUCGGCAUCAUCUUUCUGGGUCUCUGAAAAAUAAAAAUUGAUUUAAGCUGCUUGGGCUGUGUACAUGUAUAUCCUUGACUCUUCCAGUUGGCCAAUCACUACUUAACAUCUUUCAAGUUGUUUGUCCAUUUUUUUUAUUCAAGUUCUUUGUUAUUACAAAUAUACACAAUUUAUGUUUUAAUUUUUUAUGGUUGGGGUUUUUUUAUAUCUGCUUCCUUGAAUGUAUUCAUUGACCUGAACCUUCUUUUUUUUUCUUUUUAUUUAUUGACGCCUUUAUUGGUUCUUCUUUCUUUUGAUUGGCCCAAUGUUUUGGAUGGAGAUUCUUUUUUUUUUCUGCUUCUUUGAACUGAUUUCUCACUUAUUCAUUUUGCGUAUUGAAAAAAAAAAAAACAUAAAGUACAAAGUGAUGAUGGUUUUCUUCUUUUUGGUACAUAUAUAUAUAUUGGAAAGCAU